Messenger RNA from Dentiscutata heterogama, 871 nucleotides. NCBI's taxonomy places the organism in Eukaryota, Fungi, Glomeromycota, Glomeromycetes, Diversisporales, Gigasporaceae. The record is from the annotation of a GenBank genome assembly.
AUGGCAAAAGAAAACAUGAACGAAAUAUUUUCGACCGAUCUGAAUCUAAAUGAUCAAAACAAGUCAUCUUUCUAUUCAGAAGAUGAUAUUCCAACCGAACUAGAGCUACCAAAAUUACCAUACCCGCCUGAAAUUAAAGCUAGCGAAUUGGUCAGGGAUUUGCUAUUAAAAUAUGAAUCAAAGUCACCAAAAAUGUUGAAUGAAUUUUUUAUUUAUCGAAAAGCAUUUGUUCAAGCAUUCAAGAAAGAGAAACUUCGACCAAAGAUGACACAUGUAUCUUCGUUGGCAUCUGCAUCUUGGCAUAAGGAGUCAUCUGAUGUAAAAAAUGAAUAUAGAAAAAUUGCUCGUGAAGCUGAGCAAUUGUAUAUAAAUGAGAGAAAAAAAAGGCAACAGUCACAAACUACUGGUAAAAGGCAAACAUCAGAUUCUGAAAUAACAUCUACUUCAACUUCACCAGAAUCAACUUAUGAUCCCGUUUCCGGUCCUUCACACAAUAUGGUUGUCAAUGUUGCGCCUGAACCAUCAUUCAUUGAUGCUAAACCAGAUAAUUCAUAUUUGCAUAUAUCGAAUCAAGAUAAACUUACGGAAUUUUCUAAUGUAUCAUCAGUAUUCAAUAGUUCUUAUGGUCCUACUUCAUAUGAAGAUACACCCAAUUACUAUCCAGAAUUCACAGAGCAAAUCAUGUAUACACAAAAUCAACAACCUAUGAUGCAUCAUGAAACUUCAAUUCCGCUUACCAAUAUAAAUUUUGGCUUGCCAUAUCAACCGAUAAUUUCGUAUAAUUCUAGUAAUUCUGGGACACGAUAUCCAUAUUCUCACGUAUCUACUCAACCUUUAAAUUCACGCAAAGUAUCAGAUUAUAUUGAUAAUA